Propithecus coquereli (Coquerel's sifaka) is the source of this 1747-nucleotide messenger RNA. It is a transcript of the gene SMUG1, whose product is annotated as single-strand-selective monofunctional uracil-DNA glycosylase 1. Gene Ontology annotation, molecular function: oxidized pyrimidine nucleobase lesion DNA N-glycosylase activity; single-strand selective uracil DNA N-glycosylase activity. The record is from RefSeq and is a predicted model, not a curated record. Bases 279 to 1136 code for a protein of 285 amino acids. Gene Ontology annotation, biological process: base-excision repair. The transcript has 2 exons. NCBI's taxonomy places the organism in Eukaryota, Metazoa, Chordata, Mammalia, Primates, Indriidae.
GAGAACCUACUAUGUGCUUGGCGUGGCCUAGGAACUCGUGACUCAGACCUAUGCCUGAUGGAAAGGAGGUUUGGAGUGGGGGGUGUCUGGUGGUUACGGCUUGUCAUCUCCAGGUGAUAUGUGAAGAGCAAGUAUACUAGAAGUGGGGAGGGGAAGGACCUUCAUUAUCAAGAACUGAGAUGAGCUCAGUCCUGCUUGGCAGUUGGUGGAUGACUGACAUGGUCGCUCAGGGUCCCUCCUGAGCCCAGUAGGGGCACUGGCUCUGUGGCUGAGGGCUGAUGAAGCCUCUCUCUGUCUCUUUUCCAGGUGACAGCAGCAUGGCUGUGCCCCAGGCUUUCCCACUGGGAUCCCUCCAUGAGCCUACAGGUGCCCUGAUGGAGCCCCAGCCCUGCCCUCGAAGCUUGGCUGAGGGCUUCCUGGAGGAGGAGCUUCGGCUCAAUGCUGAGCUGAGCCAGUUGCAGUUUUCAGAGCCAGUGGGCAUCAUCUACAAUCCUGUGGAGUAUGCGUGGGAGCCACAUCGCAACUAUGUGACUCGCUAUUGCCAGGACCCCAAGCAAGUUCUCUUCCUGGGGAUGAACCCGGGACCUUUUGGCAUGGCCCAGACUGGGGUGCCCUUUGGGGAAGUGAGCAUGGUCCGGGACUGGUUGGGCAUUGGGGGGCCUGUGCUGACCCCUCCCCAAGAGCACCCUAAACGACCAGUGCUGGGACUGGAGUGCCCACAGUCAGAGGUGAGCGGUGCCCGAUUCUGGGGCUUUUUCCAGAACCUCUGUGGACAGCCUGAGGUCUUCUUCCGUCACUGCUUUGUCCACAAUCUGUGUCCUCUGCUCUUCCUGACUCCCAGCGGGCGCAACCUCACCCCUGCUGAGCUGCCUGCCAAGCAACGAGAGCAGCUUCUUGGGAUCUGUGACGCAGCCCUCUGCCGGCAGGUGCAGCUGCUGGGGGUGCGGCUGGUGGUGGGAGUGGGGCGACUGGUGGAGCAGUGGGCACGGCGGGCUCUGUCAGGCCUGAUGCCAGAGGUCCAGGUGGAGGGGCUGCUGUAUCCCUCUCCCCGUAACCCCCAGGCCAACAAGGGCUGGGAGGCAGUAGCCAAGGAAAGACUGAAUGAGUUGGGGCUGCUGUCCCUGCUAUCGAAAUGAAUACCCCUGGGGCCUGGCAUAGGACGUAUUCAAGGCUUCCGAGUCAUUUUUGAGCAAGCAGAUGACAAGACACCUCCUGGAUGAGAGCCAAAAGGUCCUGGGCUCCCCGGUUGCUGGGAAACAUGUUCUUUGAUCUGUUGACUGUCUUCCAACCUGCCGUGGCAGUUUUGACACUACUUCUGUUCGCCUUCCUGACUCCUGCUUUCUUCACCUUCCUUUGAGCAUUGCCCCUUUUGUGGUAUCUGACUCCACAGAGAAUCGACAGAAGGUGGGCUCUGUUGCACUCGCAGACUGCUCUACCUCAUUGUUUCCUUGGGAAACGCUAUUCAGCGGAGAGUGACCUAGACAGUGACUUCUAAGGUCAUAUUUGCUGUUUCAGAGGAAUCUUGCCAGGAUCCCUACCCAUCCUGCUGCUAACGCCUUUCCUCAGAGGGCCAGGACAUACAUGGGACAUGAUAUUAAAAGUGAACUUAUGGGAAGCUGAGGCUGGACCAGAGGGAGAAUUCAGUGUGGCGGAGUGGGAAAGUCAGAAGACCUGGAUUUUCAUCCCAGCUUUGACAGACUUGUGCAUUUUAUGACGGACAAAUUGAUUAGCCUCUCUAAGCCUCAGG